This is a messenger RNA of Pestalotiopsis fici W106-1, 3543 nucleotides long. RefSeq lists its product as uncharacterized. Bases 1 to 3543 code for a protein of 1180 amino acids. Gene Ontology annotation, molecular function: protein binding; ATP hydrolysis activity; ATP binding. NCBI's taxonomy places the organism in Eukaryota, Fungi, Ascomycota, Sordariomycetes, Amphisphaeriales, Sporocadaceae. Gene Ontology annotation, biological process: chromosome organization. The transcript is spliced from 4 exons. Gene Ontology annotation, cellular component: chromosome. The record is from RefSeq and is a predicted model, not a curated record.
AUGAGGGUGAUAGAGCUGAUCAUAGACGGCUUCAAGUCGUACGCUGUACGCACAGUAGUAUCAGGAUGGGACGAGAGUUUCAACUCAAUUACCGGCCUGAACGGUUCCGGAAAGUCCAAUAUUCUUGAUGCCAUCUGUUUUGUUCUCGGUAUCACAAAUAUGACAACAGUGCGAGCGCAAAACCUACAGGACUUGAUCUACAAGCGCGGUCAAGCCGGUGUGACAAAAGCAAGCGUUACAAUCGUUUUCGACAACAGGGACAAGAACAAGUCGCCAAUCGGUUUCGAGGAAUAUGCGACCAUCAGCGUGACGAGACAGAUUGUACUUGGAGGCACAACAAAAUAUCUUAUCAAUGGACACCGAGCGCAACAGCAGACUGUGCAAAACCUCUUCCAGUCUGUCCAACUCAACAUCAACAACCCAAACUUCUUGAUCAUGCAGGGUCGGAUUACCAAGGUCUUGAACAUGAAGGCGGUCGAAAUUCUCGCCAUGAUCGAGGAAGCAGCCGGCACACGAAUGUUCGAGGAUAGGAGAGACAAGGCGCUCAAAACCAUGGCAAAAAAGGAAAUGAAGUUACAAGAAAUCACAGAGCUGUUGCGCGAUGAGAUUGAGCCCAAGUUGGAAAAAUUACGAACAGAAAAGCGAGCAUUCUUGGAUUUCCAACAAACGCAAAAUGAUCUCGAGCGCCUCACGAGGGUGGUUGUGGCCCACGACUAUAUCAGAUACCAAGAAAAGCUAGCACAGUCCGGCACAGAUCUUGGAAACAAGAAACAACGUCAAAAAGACCUCGAGGAGUCCACAACUCGGCUGAAGAACGAAAUCUCGAAUCUCCAGGAGGAAGUAGACAGAGUCAAGGCUCAAAAGGACAAGGAGGUCAAGAAGGGUGGCAAAGCCAGAGCACUCGAGGAAGAAGUCAAGAAACACUCCAAUGAACUUGUUCGAUUGGCGACCGUCAUGGACUUGAAAAAUUCGAGCAAGGCCGAGGAAGAAGAGCGCAAGGCCUCGGUCGAACGUAAUGUGGCUGAGCUCGAAGCGUCGCUCAAAGAAAAGACCGAGGCUUAUGAAAAGAUCAAGGCGAAAUAUGACACAGCCAAGGAAGAAGAUAUCAGGCAGCAUCAAGAAGCCGAGUCUAAAGAAGAGCUCCUGCAAACGCUGCAGACCGGUGUGGCAUCCAAGGAAGGACAAGAAAGUGGUUACCAAGGUCAACUGUCAGACGCCCGGAACCGUGCAGCAACUGCUGCCACGACACAAGAACAAGCGAAACUAAAGAUCAACCAUCUCGAAAAGAGAAUCAAGGAAGAAGAACCUCGUGCCAAGAAAGCAAAAGAGCAGAAUGCAUCAUUGCUGCAGGACAUUGAAGAUCUUCAAGCUCAAUCCCAAAAACUCGAGGCGCAACUUGCCAAGCUUGGUUUCGAGCCUGGUCAAGAAGAGGCCAUGUACAAGGAAGAAACAGCAUUGCAGCAGAGAAUAAGGGGUUUGAGACAAGAAGCGGAUGCACUCAAGCGCAAAGUGGCCAACAUUGAUUUCAACUAUGCCGAUCCUACUCCCAACUUUGAUCGCUCCAAGGUCAAGGGUUUGGUAGCACAGCUCUUCAGUCUCGACAAGGAGCAUACGAGAGCAGGAACUGCGCUAGAAAUCUGCGCUGGUGGCCGCUUGUACAAUGUUGUGGUAGACACCGAAGUCACUGGUACUCAACUGCUCCAGGGCGGUAAGCUGAGAAAGCGGGUAACCAUUAUUCCGCUCAACAAGAUUUCGACGUUCAAGGCAUCAGCACAGACCAUUGCUACUGCUCAGAAGAUUGCACCUGGCAAGGUCGACCUGGCUCUCUCUUUGGUAGGCUACGAUGAAGAGGUGUCUGCAGCCAUGGAAUACGUCUUUGGCAACACUCUCGUCUGUCAAGAUGCAGAGACUGCCAAGCGAGUGACCUUUGACCCGAAUGUGAGGAUGAGAAGCAUUACUCUAGAGGGAGACUCCUACGACCCAUCUGGCACGCUCUCUGGUGGUAGUGCUCCGACUUCCAGCGGUGUGCUCGUUACUCUACAGAAACUCAAUGACAUCAACAGGCAGCUCCGUGAAGCUCAAUCAUCAUUGACGGAAUUGCAAGGAAAGAUGACCAAGGAGAAAGCCAAGCUCGAUCAAGCACGCAAGAUCAAGCAAGACCUUGAUCUCAAGACUCACGAGAUCAAGCUCGCGCAAGAGCAAAUCAGCGGCAACUCGUCAUCUUCCAUCAUUCAGGAGGUCGAGAACAUGAAGGAACAAAUCACCCAACUCAAGACGGACAGCGCUGAAGCCAAGAAGCGCCAAACCGAGGCCAGUGCAGAUGUCAAGCGUAUCGAGAAGGACAUGAAGGAUUUCGAAAACAACAAGGACUCCAAGCUGGUCGAGCUGCAAGCCUCUCUGGAUAAGCUCCGAGCUACUUUGGCAAAGAACUCGAGCACUGUGAAGAGCUUGCAAAAGGAGCUUCAAGGUGCCCAGCUCGAUUCUGAGCAGGUCUCUGGUGAUCUUGCGGCCGCCAGGGAGCAGUUGCUGGAGGUUGAGCUCGCGAUCAAGUCUCAACAAGAAGAGGUCGAGGAGCUUGUCAAGAAGCAGUCCACUCUGCAAGAGACCCAUGAUGAAGCUCAAGCACAAUUGGAUGAAGAACGGGCAAAGUUGACUCUCUUUGACGACGAGUUGCGCGCGCUCGAGGACGCCACUCGCUCAAAGAACUCUCGCGUUGCCGAGGAGAAUCUUGAGCUGCAGAAGCUGGGUCACACUGUAGAAAAAUUCCACAAGGAGCAGCAACAAGCCGGCCAGGAGCUUGAGCGCAUGGAGCAAGCACACGAGUGGAUCGCUGAUGAGAAGGACAAUUUCGGCCGUUCCGGAACGCCCUAUGACUUUACGGGUCAAAACAUCGGCGAAUGCAAGGCAACCCUCAAAACCUUGACGGACCGUUUCCAAGGCAUGAAGAAGAAGAUCAACCCCAAAGUCAUGAACAUGAUUGACUCUGUUGAGAAGAAGGAGGUUUCGUUGAAACACAUGAUGAGGACGGUCAUUCGUGACAAGCGCAAGAUUGAGGAAACCAUCAUUAGUCUGGACGACUACAAGAAGAAGGCCCUCUUGCAGACUUGGGAGAAGGUGAAUGGUGAUUUCGGUAACAUUUUUGCCGAACUGCUUCCAGGAGGCAGUUUCGCCAAGCUCGACCCUCCAGAGGGCAAGACUAUCAACGAGGGCCUCGAGGUCAAGGUGUGCUUGGGUAAAGUGUGGAAGCAAAGUCUUACAGAAUUGUCUGGUGGUCAAAGGUCACUGGUGGCGCUGUCCCUCAUUAUGGCCCUGCUACAAUUCAAGCCGGCUCCCAUGUAUAUUCUAGAUGAGGUUGACGCUGCUUUGGAUCUGUCGCAUACACAAAAUAUUGGUCGCCUGAUCAAGACUCGAUUCAAGGGCUCACAGUUCAUCGUCGUUUCGCUCAAGGACGGCAUGUUCCAGAACGCCAACCGCAUUUUCAGGACGAGAUUCAGUGAAGGAACAAGUCACGUCCAGGCACUGACUGCAGCAGAUUUCAAGUAA